Molecule: messenger RNA, 1521 nt
Organism: Camelus dromedarius (Arabian camel)
Lineage: Eukaryota; Metazoa; Chordata; Mammalia; Artiodactyla; Camelidae
Gene: LRRC28
Product: leucine rich repeat containing 28
Exons: 10
Coding region: 181-1284 (367 amino acids)
Molecular function (GO): protein binding
Source: RefSeq, a predicted model, not a curated record
CCGCGUCGCCCGCGCCCCUCCCCGUCCCCCGCCCGGCGCCCCGCCCCAUUCGCCGAGCCUCGGCUUGCCGUCCAGCGCCCCUGCACUCGGGAGCGCUGGCUCUGCCGGCGCCGAGAAAUUAAUCAAGUGGAUUUUAAGAAGAUGUAGUGCCGCAGCUUGCCUGAUGGGAUAUUUUCAGUCAUGGCAUCCGAACUUUGUAAGACGAUCUCUGUGGCAAGGCUGGAAAAGCACAAGAAUUUGUUCUUAAAUUAUAGGAAUCUGCAGCAUUUCCCAUUGGAGUUACUGAAAGAUGAGGGACUACAGUACUUGGAGAGACUCUAUAUGAAAAGGAACUCCCUUACAACCUUGCCAGAAAACCUUGCUCAGAAGCUCCCAAACCUUGUGGAACUGUAUCUUCACUCAAAUAACAUAGUUGUUGUUCCAGAAGCCAUUGGGUCCCUUGUAAAACUGCAGUGUUUGGAUCUUAGUGACAAUGCCUUAGAAAUUGUUUGCCCAGAAAUCGGUCGUCUGAGAGCUUUACGUCAUCUUCGAUUAGCUAAUAACCAACUGCAAUUCCUACCUCCAGAGGUUGGCGAUUUGAAGGAGCUGCAGACACUAGACAUUUCUACCAAUCGUUUGCUAACUUUACCCGAGAGGCUUCACCUGUGCCUUUCUCUGCAGUACCUCACCGUGGACCGAAAUCGUCUAUGGUGUGUGCCCCGCCAUCUUUGCCAGCUGCCCAGCCUCAAUGAGCUCUCCAUGGCUGGAAACCGUCUUGCAUUUUUGCCACUUGAUUUAGGUCGAUCUCGAGAACUACAGUAUGUGUACGUGGAUAACAACAUUCACCUGAAAGGCUUGCCGUCCUAUCUGUACAACAAAGUCAUCGGGUGCAACGGCUGCGGUGCUCCCAUUCAAGUUUCCGAGGUGAAGCUGCUUUCCUUUUCAUCAGGGCAACUCACCGUUUUCCUCCCUGCUGAAGUGAAGGCCAUCGGGACAGAGAACGAUCAUGUCCUGCCUCUGCAAGAGCUGGCCAUGAGGAGUCUGCAUCACACCUACCACAGCUUUCUGAAAGAUUUGAACUUUCUGUCUCCAGUCUCAUUACCCAGAAGUCUCCUGGAGCUGCUGCACUGCCCCCUGGGGCACUGUCACCGGUGUAGUGAGCCCAUGUUCACCAUCGUCUACCCUAAGCUCUUUCCCCUGAGAGAGACGCCAAUGGCAGGGCUGCACCAGGGGAGGACGACUGUGAGUUUUGUGGCUUACUGCUGCUCCACCCAGUGUCUGCAGACUUUUGACCUACUGAGCUGAUAAACACUCAAGAGCCUCAGGAGUGUGGCCAGCUUGACACCGAAGUCGCCCGCACGUCGCACACCAUUUGUGCAGCAGAGAGAGGGGACAGUCCAGCCAGGCCCAACUGGCCCCUCCCUACAGCCUGUCCUGUCAGACUCGGGGACUGCAGAGCUCUGGAAAUGUCCUGACAGAGCUUCACAGCUGAAAUGCCUUCACCCUCCCCCCAAGUUGGAAUAUAUCCUUCCCCAAAUUGAA